Messenger RNA from Ciona intestinalis (vase tunicate), 1069 nucleotides. NCBI's taxonomy places the organism in Eukaryota, Metazoa, Chordata, Ascidiacea, Phlebobranchia, Cionidae. The record is from RefSeq and is a predicted model, not a curated record.
CUAAAACGUUUAGUAUUCAUUAGAAUUAUCAUUACUACGUAUUUAAUUUUGUAUAUAUUUUUGUAGUGAUGUCCUUGACGUAAAACAUGCCUGAAAAUAUUGAUAAUCAAGCAGAUACUUCUGCCGAUGUUUCACAUUGCUCAUCCGAGUUUGACCAUCAAAACCCUCCAUUGGAUUCUGUUGAUAUACGAUUUUCUGGUUUAAAAACCUUUGAUAUUCCUAACAACACAACAUCAAAUUCCUUAUCUGAUCAUGGACAACAGUCUGAAUCAAAUACUGAUCAACAAUAUAACAUACGGGGCGUCUUGCCUUUAUAUCGACGGUCAAAUUCUGUUUCAAUGGCUCCGCCAAGUCAUGCAGAUAUAAGGAAAAGGACUUCAAAGAGUUUUUCAGUGAAUGCAGAUAGCCCAACGUCGUAUGGGUCGUUUGAACACAAUCAGUUUGUAUCAAAUCUGGUGCAACCUUGCGACGUAGACGAUAUAUUUGAUGAUGAUCCUUGCACUAAUUUAAUAGAGAGAGACAAGGAUCCAGAUGAUGUGGUGGAGAAAUUAUAUUGGGGAUACACAAAACGUCAGUUGAAAGUUUUUGUUUCACUAGUGUUACUGUCAUUAAAUGACAUCAUGGGCUACUCUGCAAUUGCUCCAUUUUUUCCUGUGGUGGCCGCACAAAAAGGUCUUACCUCAGUUCAAGUUGGGUUAAUAUUCUCAUCAUAUUCGAUCACUGGAAUCUUCUUUUCUUUUGUUACUGGAAUUGUAUUAGUUCGUGUUGGUGCCAAGUUUUGUGUUAUUGCUGGAAUGUUCUGGAAUGCUGGAGCAAUCCUUUGCUUUGGGCUGUUGGGAAAUGUCGAUGCCACUUCAUUCCUCAUACUUUCCAUAAUAAGCAGAGGCUUAAUGGGUCUUGGUAGCAGCGCGGCCUUCACCGCCAUGUUUGCCAUUGUAUUCCAGGAGUUUUCCGAGCGAUCAAUAACCGUGUUGAGUUUAUCUGAAGCUUUAGUUGGCGUUGGUGGUAUGUUAGGACCAGUGGUUGGAGGAGUUCUUUAUACAGUAAGUUAAAUUAAUAUAGACCCUUA